ACACUUUAGUGUCUCCUAAUAGACAGCAAAAAAAAAGGUUAAAUGUGACCUUUUAUGCUACCUUGAACAGGUUAGGAAGGUUUAUGGGGUUUACAAAACUAUCGAUUAAAUUUUUUGUACAAAUUAUCUUAGUGAGAUUUUAGUCUGGUCAGUUCUCCUUUUAGGGCCUCCUGUCACUUUAAAUCCAAAUAAGCUACUGCUGGCCACACACCCCUCAACUCAAUGUUUACACCCUACUGUGAAAAUGGCUGUAAACAGAUGUGCAACUUUGCAACUGUACAUCUUCGAAAAGCAUUAGUCAAGCCUCCUACACAACCAACAAGAAUGCAGCAAGUGUUUAUGGAUGAUACGUCAACAACAAAACACUUGUCUUUUCCAGCAGCCAUUGUACCGUGCAUACAGUGGUAAAAUCAGCAGAACAAACGUGAUGGAGCUCAGCUUUAGUUGCUAGGUGACAGUGAAGUGCCUGUCGAUUGUGCACGUUUUUAAGAGAAGCUGAGACCCAAAUGGAAGCAUAAAAUCAUGAGAAAGUGAAUUGUGCGUACAAGGUGCCCCUUAAGAUAUUCAAGUGGCUCAAUUAAAGUAUUAAUUAUAAAAAUACUGUAUGUGUUCAAGAGCAAACAGCAGCAAUCUCAAACAAAAUGUGUUGGCGUUAGUGGGCGGGAUUGCUCCUGCAUGUCUUUAGUGUAGUUUGCUUUGUGAAUCCAGUGCAGAAAUAAAGCAAAGUGGAUGUAAAAACAAACAAAAAAAAAUCGAUAAUUUAUCAUGCAGGUUCCUCGAACAUCAGAGACGUAUGUCCAUCGGAGCGGCCGCACAGCAAGAGCCACCAAGGAGGGGCUCAGCUUGCUGCUCAUCGGCCCAGACGAUGUGAUAAACUUCAAAAAGAUUUCCAAAACUCUGGGAAAGGAUGAGGAGCUCCCCACCUUCCCCGUGGAAAACAAAUGCAUGAAGGCCAUCAAGGAGCGCGUGAACCUCGCCAGGAAGAUAGAAAAGAUUGAAUACUACAACAACAGGGAGAAGCAGCAUGACUCGUGGUUCAAGCAGGCAGCAGAGGCCCUGGAGGUCGACCUCGACGAUGACCUCCUGAUCGGCAGCGCUAAAGACCAGGAAACAGACAUGGAGCAGAAGAAGAUGGUAAAGCAGAUGAAGAAGAAUUUAAAACAUCUGAUCUCUCAACCAAUUUUUAAGAACUUGGUAAAAACAAAGUACCCGACUAAAAUGGGAAAACUGGCCCUGGCGAACAUGCCUGUUGCAGGGAUGGAAAGCGCCCUGACCAGGAUUUCUGGACAGAAGCAGCUGAAAAGAUAUUUCCCACAACAGCAGAAACAACAAAAACAAAGGACAAGGAUCAAGAAGCAGGAAUAAUGUGGUUAAAGAAAAAGUUUCUGCACUAAAAAGAGCUUAAUUCUACCUUUAAUAAUUCUUAUAUUUGUGUAGCUUUGAGGAUGGGCUGCUAUAUUUUAUAAAGUUCUGUUUUCAUAA
This is a messenger RNA of Poecilia latipinna (sailfin molly), 1482 nucleotides long. Its product is annotated as ATP-dependent RNA helicase DDX24. Gene Ontology annotation, cellular component: cytosol. Lineage: Eukaryota; Metazoa; Chordata; Actinopteri; Cyprinodontiformes; Poeciliidae. The record is from RefSeq and is a predicted model, not a curated record. The transcript has 3 exons. Bases 766 to 1365 code for a protein of 199 amino acids. Gene Ontology annotation, molecular function: RNA helicase activity.